ACCCUUUACUCCCCUCUCUCGCUCGUUUCGAACGCUGCGCAAAAGCUCCCGAGGUCGACAAUGGCGGGGGCCGGAGGAGAAGGAGGACGACGACGACGAUGGGAUGCGAGGGAUUGGGACGAAGAAGGCUAUAGGCGGAGCGUCCUCACGGAGAGGGAGAUCGUCUCUCGCACCGUCUUUAGAACCGCGUUCGCUCCCUCCCAAAACCCUAGCCCCAAAACCCUAGUCGUCGCCUCGAGCGACGGAUCCCUCGCCUCCUACUCCAUCUCCUCCUGCAUCUCCUCCUCCCAUUCCCAGCCUAUGCAUUUUAGUAGGAAAGUUGAUCAACAGCAUCUUUAUGAAUCUUCAUCUGUGGAUCCACUCUGCAUCAUUCAAGGGCACAAAGGCCCUGCAUAUGAUUUAAAAUUCUUUGAGGAUGGAGAGGAAUCUUUGUUAUUGAGUUGUGGUGAUGAUGGCAGGAUACGAGGCUGGAGAUGGAUUGAAGUACUAAGUUCUGAUGUUCCUCUUUCUCUUCAAGGUAACCAUCUGAAGCCAAUACUUGACUUUGUGAACCCUCAACAUGAAGGUCCUUGGGGCGUCCUUUCUCCGGUACCUGAAAAUAAUGCCAUUGCAGUUAAUAAGCAGGAUGGUUCCAUUUAUUCAGCCUCUGGUGAUGCAUGCGCAUAUUGUUGGGAUGUGGAGACUGGCAAAUGUAAAAUGAUCUUUAAGGGGCAUUCUGAGUAUUUGCAUAGCAUUGCAGUUCGAACAUCAAGCAACCAGAUCAUAACAGGUUCAGAGGAUGGAACAGCCCGGAUAUGGGAUUGCAGAAGUGGAAGAUGUACUCAAAUAUUAUACCCAGACAAGAAUCGUAAGCUCAAGGAGUCUGCAUGGGUUAGUUCCAUUGCCAUCGACACAAGCGAAAGCUGGAUGGUUUGUGGCACUUCUAAUAGUCUAUCAGUUUGGAGCUUGCUGUCAAAUGAGUGCAUUUUUAGUGUAGAUUGCCGUGCUCCUGUUCAGGAUGUACUUUUUCAUGGGAACCAAAUUCUAGCAGUUGGUUCAGAGCCUCUGCUCUCACGUUUCACAUUAGAUGGGUCGAUUCUUUCACAAAUAAAGUGUGCUCCUCAUUCAGCCUUUUGCAUAUCAGUUCAUCCAUCUGGGGUAACAGCCGUUGGCGGCCACGGUGGACUGGUCGAUGUGAUAUCCGAAUUCGGGAGUCAUUUGUGCACAUUUUGCUGCCGAGGCUUGGAUAUCUACGCAUGAGCCUCGGCGACGAUAACGAGGGCGACGCCAUUCUCUCUUCCUCCAUCUCCUUCUCCACCGGCGCCAGCGGCCCUCAGCGAUAGCAAAGAGGGCGGCGCCACCUCCUUCGCUUUUGUCAGUGCCGAAGAAGGAGAAGGAGAAUUCAAAACGGACCCGGGUGAGGGCGGAGCGGACGGAGGCGAUGGGGUCAUUGUUGAGGAGAUGCUCGCUGCCCAUGAGGGUGAGGAAAAAAAACGCGUUCAUCUUCAAGGAGCGAAUAAAAAUUUAGAGGUUGAAAAAGUAAGAAUAAAAAGUAAAAAAAAAA
Ananas comosus (pineapple) is the source of this 1543-nucleotide messenger RNA. RefSeq names its product THO complex subunit 6. The record is from RefSeq and is a predicted model, not a curated record. Gene Ontology annotation, biological process: mRNA export from nucleus. Lineage: Eukaryota; Viridiplantae; Streptophyta; Magnoliopsida; Poales; Bromeliaceae. Bases 61 to 1239 code for a protein of 392 amino acids. Gene Ontology annotation, cellular component: transcription export complex; THO complex. The transcript is spliced from 14 exons. Gene Ontology annotation, molecular function: protein binding.